This is a messenger RNA of Brassica oleracea var. oleracea, 1076 nucleotides long. RefSeq lists its product as uncharacterized. Gene Ontology annotation, molecular function: nucleic acid binding; RNA-DNA hybrid ribonuclease activity. NCBI's taxonomy places the organism in Eukaryota, Viridiplantae, Streptophyta, Magnoliopsida, Brassicales, Brassicaceae. The record is from RefSeq and is a predicted model, not a curated record. Bases 1 to 897 code for a protein of 298 amino acids. The transcript has 3 exons.
AUGUUUCCGGCGGCGGAGGAAAGUCUGGGAAAACCUACCCAGUCGACAAGGAUAUGGAGAUUUUUCGGUAGCCUUGCGAUUGAGCACAAAGAAGAAGAAUCCUCAACCAAUACUCAUACCUAUCAGUUAUACUCCAAGGGUUUGGUGAGUGAAGAGCUUAUUAAGGAUGUUCCUACGCUGGUCGGUGGUUCAGGCCUGUCUCUCUGUGACUCCAACGAUAACUCGAAGAAAUCGGAGACCAACAAAGCUCUGAGAAACCACCAAGUCCUCCUGGCUGCGCACCCUGAAGCUGUGGAAUUGGCUGCCAUAAUUCAAGGGCUGAGUUGGGCGUUGAAACAUGGUGUGAAAAGUAUCCAAUUCUUCUGUGACGACGAUUCCAUCAUCUUGGAUUACGUAACAGGCAAAGCUGCACCACCCAACGAGUCCAUUGUAGUAGCAAAACUUUUGAAGCAACUGGCUCUUCUCCAGGCACUCCCUCUGCUGCGCUCAGACGACGACAUCAAUUCUUCUCUCAUUAAGCUCGCAAGAGAUGCCAUUGCUUCCCAAACCACAUGGCAGCGUGAAGAAGGUGACGAGUAUGAGACUUGUCCAGCCUGCUACGCACACGUUUCACCUCGUCACAAACUUGAGGUGAGGAGCGGUUGCUUCCACCGCAUCUGCUUUACGUGCAUAAGGGACUGUGUCUCAUCCCAACUAGCACGAGGGGACACCCUACUCUGCCCUUACCCCGGUUGCGAGAAAGAACUUGUGCUAGAGGAUUGUCGAGGUAUUGUUGAUGAUGAUGCUCUUAAUCUUAUCAUCCACCGCAAGAAGGAGAAGGCCAUCAACCACAAGUUCUGUUACGCAUGUGGGGCUGCGUGUACAAGGAAGAAAAUGUCAUGCAACUGCAGCCCCUAGUAAGGCGACACGACUAGGCUUCUAACGUGCUGAUAUGCCAAUCUUGUCUUCAAAUAAAAAGCCACCAUUCCAAAUAGUUUCCUAUUAACGAUGAUAUGCUAGUGUGUGUCUGAGCUUCUUCUGUAUUCCCUAAGAACAAGUUUGUGAUAUGCAUAUUCGACAUUUGCUUUCUCUCUCUU